Messenger RNA from Elaeis guineensis (African oil palm), 1552 nucleotides. RefSeq names its product acyl-acyl carrier protein thioesterase TE3, chloroplastic. The record is from RefSeq and is a predicted model, not a curated record. Lineage: Eukaryota; Viridiplantae; Streptophyta; Magnoliopsida; Arecales; Arecaceae. Gene Ontology annotation, molecular function: fatty acyl-[ACP] hydrolase activity. Gene Ontology annotation, cellular component: chloroplast.
GCAUCCCUAUUCGGAUUCUGAUCCCAAUUUAGAUCCCCGCCGCAACCCAACCUAACACAACCUACCUAACCCAACUAUAUUGGAACAGCCCGACCCAUCCCGGCACCGCGUGGCGCGAUGCACGUCCAAAGCCUUGUUUCCAACGCUCUCCUCGUGGCCUCCACUCCGUCCAGAGCGGAGCUCUGGAGGAGAUCGAAUACCGGCUUUUCCGCUGGCGCGGCCCUUCCGAUCCGUCGACCGCCCCACGGCGGCGUCGAAGGACGCCUCACCUUGUCUCAGUCAGGCGGCUGGCGCGUCCAUGCCACCGCCGCGAGGAGAUUCCUGGGGAUCGAUUCCAACGGGAACGGAGGAUUAAGGGCAGAGAAAUUUUUUGAAGUUGAGCUCAAAGUCCGAGACUAUGAACUUGAUCAAUAUGGUGUUGUUAACAAUGCCAUAUAUGCAAGCUAUUGCCAACAUGGUCGUCAUGAAUUACUUGAAAGAGUUGGCAUUAGUGCAGAUGCAAUUGCCCGCACUGGUGAAUCACUAGCCCUGUCAGAACUACACCUAAAAUACAUUGCACCUUUAAAAAUUCUUAUUGGUGUGAUGUCACAAAUGCUGGUGAGGAGUAAACGGUUGGUGAGUCCAAGAAAAGGAAGAAACCACUGGAUUGAGAGAAGCAACUGAAUUUGAGAUCCUUAAGUUCUAGGGAUACUGAAAGUUUCCGUUUGUCAGAUUUUAAUGUCCAGAAACUCUAGUGAUUGUAUGAUCGGUGGCUUUUCCUGGUCUCACAAACUCCUCCCUCACUCUCUCCGUCUCAUCACCCCAUUCCUCCAUGCAUAAGCACCAUCCGGUGGAUGCUUGAAACGUGCAUCCGAACAGGGCCUUGUGCCUAUAGGGAUGCUGAAUCAGCCUCUAGUUAAUAUAUUUUUGAUGCACAUGAGUCUUUGAAUAGACAAAUAGAAUGAUGAAAGUAGUAGGAGGAACUAAUAAAGGACAUUGCUCUUCCAUUCGGAGUUUCUUGGGAUACUAAAAGCCAUCUGUAAUGGUAAUAUUUGAUACUACAAAAUUUUUCGGAUUCGGGAUCUAGGGACUCCUAUGACAUGAUCCCUCCAUUUUCAGAAUCUCAUUCAUUUUUAGAUGUCAUCACACCUGAAAUGAGUUGAGAGAUACCAUUGUAGAUGAGCUAGUCUACUAUUCAAAUUAGGGCUGUUUAGAUGCCGAGUAUGAUAUGGGAUGGGUUGAAGAGUGAAUUUGUGAGAACAGACGAAGGCAGGAAUGGAGGCUGGCCAUGUCAUGCAUCCUGAAUUUUUUAGGACACUGGAUGCUUCCUUUCUAAAAUAAUUUUUGAUAUCCCAAAAUUUAGUAAUUGGGACAUCCAUGAAAUCCUCCAAUGCCUCAUAUAUCUCUCUUCAUUAGUCUUCUCUGGUUGGCAAUCACUACUUCUUUGGGAGAUGUCAUGUGGAUAAAAGAUCCAAGUGUCCAACCGGAAGCGUUGAUGUCAUAUCUAUCCCUAUGCUGAGGUUUCACAUCUUUAUUAGACUCAGCUGGAAUUUUGUUUUUUGAUUUCUUGCAU